AUGUCGCACGACGAUGCUGCGCCCAGCGCAGAUGCGAAGCGUGCAAGCUUCGUAGGAGAGCGACAAAGCAUAUUCUCACCUGCGCCUCCGGUGCCCGGCGCGUGGGGCCUCUCUCCGGCGCCGGACGGCCGGAGCGCCUCGGCGCUCGGGGCACCGAUCGCCUCGGCCCACGAGACCGCCCGGCCUGCCUCGGCCGCGGGCGUGUACACGGACAAGGAGGCGUCGCGCGCUGCGAGUAUCGAGGCGUGGAACGCACUGACGCAGCGCGCCGCGCAGAACGCGCCGCUCGACUCGCUUUCGCCGCACACAGACCGCGGCAGCGUCGGCUCGCCCUUCUCCCCGGCGAGCACGUACUGGACGACGCGCUCGGCACUCGAGUCGGACCGCGGCUCGGACGGAUUCAACACGCCGCAGACCGUGCAGAGCGCGCUCUGGCGCUUUGUGCCUACGGCCGACAUUAUCCCGGAGGAAUCGGUGCGCAGCGGCUCGUCCGACCGCGAGACGCACCGCGUCGUGCACCACGAGGGCUUUGUCCUUCCGCCGAUGAAGCUGCGUGACUUUGCGCAGCACCUCGAGCGCAGCGAGUCGCAGCGCUCGCGCUCGUCCGCCGGCGGCUCCGCCUCGUCGUGGCUCCAGCGCCGCCGCGAGCGCCAAGAGAGCGUCUCGUCGGCGCGCGACAAGGGCGAGGCGGUGCGCUCGCCGCUCGCGCAGUCGUCGGAAGUCGCCGACGAGCCCAAGAAGACGACGCGCGUCGAGCCGACCGUCCACUCCCCGCUUCCCCCGGUCCUGUCCGCGCUCGGCGCGCCGGUCAAGGAGGGCGAGGCGCUGGAGCGCCCCGUGUUUGCGCCGCCCGAGGACCUCGCAGAGACCACGCCGUACGAGCCGGUGCGCGAGGCGCCGAAGACAGAGACGAUCGGCACGCGCACCGAGCGCUCCGAUGCGCCGGCGCCGGCGCUGCCGAGCUGGUCGGUCGCCGCGCCUGCGCCGGUGACGAGCCCCAGCCUGUCGGACCGCAUGACGGAGCUCGGGGGGCUCGGAUUCGAGGUGCAGCGCAAGGACGCCGAGGCUCCGACGAAUGCGUCCAUUCCCCCGGAGCUGCGGGAAGUCCGGGCGCUCAACAUCCAGAAGCCGCAGACCGCCGAGGUCGGCAGCAGCUGGAGCGAUGCGUGCAAGACGCCCGCGAACCCGUCAGAGACGCCGGUGCCGACGCAGCGCGCGGACCUGCGUAACUUUAGCGGAGGCUCGUUCCUGAUGAGCCCCGCGACGGCGCAGUCGCGUGGCUGGGCAUCGCCGCCGCCGCCGCUGCUGUACCCCAACGAGGCGCUGUACAUGGGCGAGCCUGCGCCGCAGCCUGCGUCGCAGCCUGAGCCGCAGCCUGAGCCUGAGCCGCAGCCUGCGCCGUCCUGGAGCGGCGCCAAGCCCGGGCGCCGCAAGGCGAGCGAAAUGCUCGACGAGCUGCUGCGCCAGACCGAGGCGGAGUACGCGCCUGCGGCUGCGCUGCCUAGUGCGUCGACGGCGAUGCCCUGGAUGCAGCAGGGCCAUAAAGAGGUGGAGAGCCACGGCGAGGCGCCCCGCGCCGAGCCGGCCUCGGCUGCGCCCGCCGCUGCGCCUGUGCGUGCGCCUGUGCCGACGGUCGUCGACGAGGCGGACGAGGCGUCGCUCGCGACGCCGCACGUCGACCGCGCAAAGCCUGCGCCCCCCAUUCCCGCGUACCUCGAUGCGGCGCAUGAAGGCGACGCGUCGCAGCUGUCGAUGCUCGGCUCGGUCGUCGGCAAGCAGACUCCCUUCAACUUCGAUACGUAUUUUGACUCGUCCCUGCAGCGCAUUCACACGGAAGUGAGCAGCAACCCCAUGCUGCCCACGGCGCCCGGCGCUGCAGGGAGAAUCCCUGCGCCUGAGUCGGAUCCCACGGAUCUGUUUAGGAAUGCCCCUCUGCGGGCUUUGCACGCUUCCGCGUCGCCGAUCGAGAACUUGCACGAGUUUACCUAUAUUAUGGACGACGGCGCGCCCCUCCUCACGCCGUACACUGGUGCGCGGCCCCAAAAGCCGGUGCCGGAUGCGACGUGGGUCCCCUCGCUCCCCCCCCUCGACACGUUCCUGCCCGAGGAGCGCGAGAUUGUCGGCGUGCCGCCGCUCGUGCAGCCGACGAAGCACGUCGCGGGCCUCUUUGACGACUGGGACAUGGACGCGCCGCAGACGACGGCGCUUCCCCUCGAGUUUGUCACGCGCCCCAACUCGAUCCUCUCGCGUGGGCGCCCGGUGAAGAAGACGGAAGAAGGCACGGGCAGCAUCUUUUACGCGAGUCUCCCUGAGAAGCGGCACAAGUCUUUCCCCCAGCCCAUGCCGGUCCCGGCCGAUACGACGCAGCCGAUCAAGACGUGGAACUUUGAGGACGACGACGAGGAGCUCGAGCCCGAGCCCGAGCCCGAGCCCGAGCCCAAGCCGAGGCCUGCGCCCCGCAGGCCCGAGCCCGAGCCGGCCCCUGCGCCCCGCCACAUCCCUGAGCCUGCGCAGCCGACGUUUGCGACGCCCCCGAAACCCAAGCGCAAGGCCAAGAAGGACGUGCACACCAAGUACAUGCCCGACGAGCCCAAUGUACAGACGAAGCGUGGCACGUGGUGGCGGCGCAAGGGGCAGACGCCGACCAAGGCGGCCGCCGCGCCUCCCGAGAGCCCUCGCGCCUCGACGUCCACCUCGAACACCACCAAGUACGCGCGGCGCACUGGGCCGCCCGGCUUUGAGCCGUCGCAGCCCGGCAAGUACUAUCUCGCAGGCACCGUGUCGCUGCCGACACUCAACAUUGCGCGCACGCCCGAGCAGCGUGCACGCAACGAGACCGGCCUGCCCGAGACGGAACCUGCGCUGAUUCAGUCGCUGCUCGCCGCACCGUCGUCGUCGACGGUGCGUGCGCGCGCGGGCAUUAUCAAGACCCUGCCCUUUUCCGAAGAGGUCGUGCCCCCGCUGGGCCAAGUGUUGGUGGCCGAGGAGCGCAAGAUUCUUGUGCGGCCUGUUAUGUAG
Messenger RNA from Malassezia japonica, 3018 nucleotides. RefSeq lists its product as uncharacterized. Bases 1 to 3018 code for a protein of 1005 amino acids. Lineage: Eukaryota; Fungi; Basidiomycota; Malasseziomycetes; Malasseziales; Malasseziaceae. The record is from RefSeq and is a predicted model, not a curated record. The transcript has a single exon.